AUGACUUCCGUCAAGAAAUGGAUUGCUCAAUCCCCGCCCGUCGAAUGGGUCACCCAGCAGGCCCGGGAACUCCUGAUGGGCACCUUACGACAAGGGCCGAUCCCACAACAUGUCGCCUUCGUGAUGGACGGCAACCGUCGGUUCGCGCGCGGCAACAAUAUGGAGACGAUUGAAGGGCACAACUUGGGUUUCGAGGCCCUUGUGACGACGCUGGAAGUGUGCUACAAGGUCGGCGUCCGGGUCGUGUCCGUGUAUGCGUUCAGCAUCGAGAAUUUCAAGCGGUCGAAGUAUGAGGUGGAUGCCUUGAUGGAUAUGGCGAAGGUCAAGAUCGGGCAACUCGCGCAGUAUGGUGAGCUGAUGCAGAUGUACGGGGUUCGGUUCCAGUUUCUGGGCAGGCGAGAGAUGUUGCGACCCGAUGUGUUAGAGGUCAUCGACCGGGCGAUUGAGUCGACCAGCAAGAAUGGACGAGCCAUCCUCAAUAUCUGCGCUCCAUACACCUCACGAGACGAGAUCACCACCGCGAUCCGCGACACCGUCAUCGACUACAGCAAACCCGUCCCCCCCUCCUUCAAGCGUCCCUUCUCCGAGAAUCGUAUCGCCCGCAACAUCCGCGCCCAGCAACUCGCAUCCGGCAGCGAUGGCCCUGCGGAAAACGACUCCCAGUUCCAACCGGACGGCGCUCCCCAAACCGAAGCAGGCGCAUCCCAAGCCCCGGACAACACCACCAACGGCCGCUCCGACGCCGACUCCGCCUCCGUCACCUCCGCCUCCCACACCUCCAACACCCUCCGCCCGAGCACCACGACCAGCACGACCUCCCCGACCACCUUCCCCGACCCCGAAACCAUCACCUCGGCGACGUUGACCGAUUACAUGUUCACGGCGGGGAUGCCGCCGCUCGACCUAUUCAUCCGCACGUCGGGCGUCGAGCGGCUGAGCGAUUUCAUGCUGUGGCAAUGCCACGAGAACACCGAGAUCGUGUUCGUCAACUCCCUGUGGCCGGAGUUUGGGCUGGCUCGUUUCUUACCCGUCCUGUUGGAAUGGCAGUGGGAUCAGAUGACUGGGAAUCGGGGCGGAAAGGGUCGGUGGAAUGGGAGAGGGUUGAAGGUCGCGUAG
Eremomyces bilateralis CBS 781.70 is the source of this 1116-nucleotide messenger RNA. Its product is annotated as undecaprenyl diphosphate synthase family protein-like protein. Gene Ontology annotation, molecular function: ditrans,polycis-polyprenyl diphosphate synthase [(2E,6E)-farnesyl diphosphate specific] activity. The record is from RefSeq and is a predicted model, not a curated record. The transcript has 3 exons. Lineage: Eukaryota; Fungi; Ascomycota; Dothideomycetes; Eremomycetales; Eremomycetaceae. Bases 1 to 1116 code for a protein of 371 amino acids. Gene Ontology annotation, cellular component: lipid droplet; endoplasmic reticulum; membrane.